GUAGGGUCCUCCGGAGCCUAGAGGGGCCAGCGGUAGGGAGAGCGUGACCUUGAGUGGGCAUGUCUGCAUCUGGAAUGCUGCGGAAAUCCCUGUCUUUCCUGGGUUGGCCAGGAAGGGAUCAGGUUACCUUCUGGUCUGUCAACCCAGGGGCUCCCUUGUUGGGAUAUCCAAGCCAGGACUGACUGAGGGGCCCCAGCUAGUCUGCGGGGACUGGGAGGGAAACCGAAAAGGGCCGGAAUCUCCCGGAGACCCACAGGAGAGAGGAGGCUCCGAGGAGGGCCUGGUGGGGCAGGCCGCGGCCAGAGCGCAGCGUGGGGUGAUAGAGACCGGAGCAGCGCGCGAGGCUGGGAGUUGAUGUGAAGAGACUCGCGGGACCGAGACGCAGUGACCCUCGGCGGCGGCGGGGCAGCGGGUGGCUCUCUCCACUCCGGCGCUACGGGGACGUGCGCGCGCCCUCGGCCUAGCGCCCCGCCCUCCGGUCCUCCCGUCCUCCCCGCGCCGCCUCCCAGCGCCAUUCCCCGGGUCCCCCUCGUCCCAGCCAUGGAGGGUUUGGUGCUGCGUCCAGCCAAGGGCUACAGGGUGGUGCUGCUCGGCAGCGUGGCGGUGGGCAAGACGGCGCUGGCCACGCAGUUCGCGUGCGGCCGCUUCCCCGAGCGCUGCGAGCCGUCGGUGGAGGAGUUGUUCAGCAAGGUGAUCGAGGUGAAUCGGGCUCCCGCGCUGCUGGAGAUCGUAGACACGGUGGGCGCCGAGCACCUGGUCACCCUCAAGGACCUGUACAUCAGGAACAGCGACGGCUUCGUGGUGCUCUACAGCGUGUGCGACGAGGCCUCGUUCCAGGCCGUGCGGCCACUUCGGGAGCACAUGGGCCAGCUGCGGGGCUCUCGCGCCGUCCCGCUCGUGUUGGUGGGCACCAAGGUCGACCUGGACGCCGAGCGCCAGGUGCUGACGGCUCAGGGCCGCAUGCUGGCCCGCGAGUGGCGCUGCCCGUUCCUGGAGAUCACGGCCAAGAGCAAAAUGAUGGUGGACCGCGUAUUCACGCGGGUGGUUAGCGAGAUGGAGGCCCUUGCCCCUCCGGUGCAGGAAGCUCCCCGCAUCCCAGCCAACGCCCCGGAGACGUGGCCCGCCGAGAGGUUCAUUGGCUAGCGCGCCACGGCCCACCCGCCCAGUGCCUUUACCAAGCAAGUUACCGAAUCCGAAUCCGUAAGCAAGUGGCUGCUUCAGUAUACUCCAGACGGUGCUUCAGUCUGCCUGCGUGUCUUUCUUCAACGUUAGGCAAAACUUUGCAGUCUCCCCGCCAUGGACCGCCGACUGUG
Acomys russatus (golden spiny mouse) is the source of this 1313-nucleotide messenger RNA. RefSeq names its product ras-related protein Rap-2a-like. Gene Ontology annotation, biological process: Rap protein signal transduction; negative regulation of cell migration. Bases 541 to 1143 code for a protein of 200 amino acids. The transcript has a single exon. The record is from RefSeq and is a predicted model, not a curated record. Gene Ontology annotation, molecular function: GTPase activity; GTP binding; GDP binding. Gene Ontology annotation, cellular component: plasma membrane. NCBI's taxonomy places the organism in Eukaryota, Metazoa, Chordata, Mammalia, Rodentia, Muridae.